UGUAGCUUCGGGUUGGAGUCUCUCUAUCUCUCUCUCUCUCUCUCCGACCGGUCCGGCGUGCAGACAUGGGCCCCUCGUUACGCUCAGGGAUUACCGUCGGCCUGCUGCUCACCUUGGCUCAGGUGAUCGCCGUGAGCUGCCAAGAAGACGCCGAGAAAGACACCUGCACAGAAAAUGGAAUCGUCUACGCGCACAACGACAUGUGGAACCCGGAGCCGUGCCGGAUCUGCGCGUGCGUUACGGGGACCGCCAUGUGCGAGGACGUGGUUUGCGAGGACCUCGGCGUCUGUGAGGAAACGGUGACCCCCGAGGGCGAGUGUUGCCCCGUGUGCUUGACUGCAGCUCCGUCCUCAGCCCCCGCAGAUGAGAAGGAGAAGGAAAGCUGCUCGGUGGAUGGCGAGGUCCACCGGCACGACGACAUCUGGAAGCCGGAGGCGUGUCGCGUGUGCGCGUGCGACAACGGCGUCGCCGUGUGCGACCAGGUGCAGUGUGAGCUGCUGUCCGGCUGCGAGAAGCAGGUCACGCCCGACGGGGAGUGCUGCCCCGUGUGCGAGAGCUUCGCCAGCGCCAGGAGGACGACAGAAAUGAUGAGCUUCAAGGGAGAGAAAGGGGAACCAGGCGAUAUCCCAUAUGUGGUGGGAUUCCCUGGACCUUCAGGACCCGCGGGUCCUCCAGGAGCUCAUGGAAAAACUGGAAAGACAGGCUUCAAAGGCCGAAGGGGAUUAACGGGGCCUCAAGGAUUCGACGGAGAGCCCGGCGUACCAGGAAACCCCGGACGGCUUGGACCCGCGGGCCACCCCACGCACCCCGGGGGCAACCUGGUGGCACAGAUAGCCGGCGGCUUCGGGGAGAAGGCCUCCGGUCUGGCUGGGAUGGUGACGGGUACCGGCGGGGAACCAGGACCACGUGGACCUUCAGGGAUGCAUGGACCACAAGGUCCAUCAGGGGCUCAGGGGUAUCCAGGGGAGGCCGGGGACCCGGGACCGAUGGGGGAACCGGGUCACCGAGGACAAGACGGGCCUCUUGGGAAAACCGGACCUGAUGGAGAGGCUGGAGCUGCAGGUGGUGCCGGAGAACCAGGAUUUCACGGAUCUUUGGGAGCGAGAGGAUUCCCAGGACUUCCUGGUCAUCCAGGACUGAAGGGCCACAAGGGAACUGGCGGUAUUUCUGGGCCAAAAGGAGAAUCUGGAGCGCUCGGAACUAAGGGUAAAUCUGGUACUCCGGGUGUGAUGGGUGCUCCAGGCCCACUGGGCUCGGCGGGCAUGCAGGGAGAACGAGGCCGACACGGACCCACCGGUCCUCUGGGGAAACGUGGAGAAAGCGGCCAUGUUGGCAAAGCUGGUCCUCUGGGUCCAAUAGGAAUCGCCGGAGUUGUAGGAUUUCCCGGUAACUCAGGAAUGAAGGGUGAAGCAGGACCGUCCGGGGUCAGAGGGACUCCAGGACAGCAGGGUCCCAGAGGGGACGGGGGCCACGUGGGCCCAGCUGGACUGUCGGGCCUGCAGGGCGCUCCAGGACCUGACGGAGCUCCCGGCGGCCGUGGAUCAGGAGGUCUCGCAGGUCUCCAGGGUCCAGCAGGGCUGUUGGGGCAACCCGGCCCCCCCGGCUCCCAGGGGACCACAGGAACCACCGGACCCAAGGGCCAAUUGGGAGAAGCCGGACUGUUUGGAUUCAAAGGAGAUGCUGGGUUCAAGGGAGAGAGAGGUGACCACGGUAUUCCAGGUCCAUUGGGCCCGAUGGGAGAGGACGGGAAACGUGGACUCCGAGGGGAUGCUGGAUCCUCCGGUCCUCCAGGAGCUCAAGGGGAGUCGGGAGCUCCAGGAAACAGAGGUUUCCCAGGUGGAGAUGGUCUACCCGGACACAAGGGAGCCGUGGGCGAGAGAGGCGUGGCCGGGUCGACCGGCGCCAAAGGUUUAUCUGGGGAUCUGGGACGUAAUGGAGAGUCGGGCCUCACAGGAGCUCGGGGUCUGUCGGGACUUCUCGGCGCCCAGGGAUCGGAGGGAAAGCAAGGCCCGAUGGGCUCGGCUGGAGAUGACGGCAAACAGGGGCCCGGUGGGUCGGCGGGGGGCCGAGGGUCAGCGGGUCGGAUGGGCCUGCCGGGACCGAAAGGCUUCGCUGGUGAUGCCGGGAAAAUUGGAGAAGCUGGAAGCUCCGGGUCUCCAGGUCAACGGGGGGUGAAUGGAAAAGAUGGAGAGGAAGGCGCCGCCGGUCCAACCGGUCCAGCUGGUCUUUCAGGGAAGAGGGGAGAGCACGGGCCACAGGGACUGCAUGGUUUCCAGGGUUUGCCAGGAGUACCAGGACCACCCGGAGAGUCAGGAAAACCAGGUGUUGAGGGUCUUGCUGGAGAAGCCGGUGUUAGCGGGGGAACCGGACUCAGGGGCGAACGAGGACCUCCAGGAGAGAGAGGGGGCAUCGGGUCCAACGGGCUGCCGGGAUCUAAAGGUAGUCCAGGUGGACCAGGACCAGACGGGUCAAAGGGUGGCAUCGGUUCUAAGGGUGCUGCAGGAGAGGGAGGUGGUCCAGGACUUAUGGGGAUGUCCGGAGAGAGAGGUAUAUCCGGACCUUCAGGCCCCAAGGGAGAUGCAGGCUCGUCUGGGGGAGUCGGACUGGAGGGGAACGCCGGCGCUGACGGUGCUCGGGGACUUCCUGGUUCUGUGGGACCUGCUGGUUCUAAUGGACCCAAUGGAGAGAAGGGUGAAACGGGCCCGUCCGGACCUGCAGGACGCCGAGGCACCCGAGGAAUCGCUGGUUCUACUGGUUCCACCGGUCCCGCCGGCGCCGUUGGCUUCCCCGGAUCCGCUGGUCCCGAUGGUCAACCUGGGGUCAAAGGUGACGCAGGUGAGGGCGGACUGAAGGGAGAGGGAGGAGCUCCUGGACCACAGGGGAUGGCUGGGAAGUCAGGAGGACAGGGCCCUGUUGGUGUGACGGGCCUGAAAGGUGGCAGAGGGACCCUGGGGGCCACGGGCUCGACUGGUUUUCCUGGACUGCCCGGAAGAGUCGGACCAGCUGGCUCUAAUGGUGCUGUUGGGCCAGAGGGGCCAAUAGGAGCUCCAGGAAAGUCGGGACCUGCCGGGGUCAUCGGGGAUAACGGAUCUCAGGGACGUCAAGGAGAGAGCGGAGCUUCAGGGGCACCGGGCAGCGCCGGAGAGAAGGGAGACUCUGGAGAGGACGGUCCUGGGGGUCCGGAUGGACCUCUGGGACCUGCUGGCGCCGCAGGGCAGCGAGGCAUUGUGGGUCAGCCAGGACUCAGAGGGGAGGCGGGCUUACUGGGAAUGCCCGGUCCUGCUGGCCCACCUGGGAAAGCCGGAGCGUCUGGAGUCCAGGGCGGCACGGGGCCCGCCGGUGGAGUCGGUCCAUCGGGAGCCAAAGGGCCAAGAGGAGACGCCGGCCCUCGGGGUAUCGCUGGAGCAGACGGGCCUCCAGGGACGGACGGCCUCAUCGGGGCCAGGGGCGAUCGGGGUAAUGCUGGUUCAGAGGGUCUGGCUGGUACUUCAGGGUCUGCAGGAAACGAGGGUUCUGUGGGGAUGACGGGCGGUCCAGGACAAAGGGGCGAGACAGGUGCACCAGGAUCUUCUGGAUCCCAAGGAGCAACUGGAGUACGGGGGAAAGUGGGCCCUCAAGGACCACAGGGAGAAAAAGGAGCAGUUGGAGACCAAGGAGAUAGGGGACAGAAAGGACACAGAGGGUUCACCGGGCUCGACGGUUUGCCAGGAACAACCGGUGCCACAGGCGACGCAGGGGCGACGGGUAUCGUUGGACCAGCUGGUCCGAGGGGUCCUCAAGGAGUGUCCGGUCCUCCAGGAAACGAAGGAAACAUCGGUCAGCCAGGACCGAUGGGCGCUCCUGGAAGGAGAGGGUCCGGCGGGGACAUCGGUGCACAGGGUCCACCUGGAGAUGCGGGACCGUCUGGCGCUCCAGGCCCCCCCGGCCCUCCCACCGCGGGUAUGCAGGACCACUUCGGCGGCGCUUACGAUUACGAGGGGAUCCGCCACGCCGAGGCGUUCUUAGAGGACGACGUGGCUGCCGAGCCUCCUCAUCUUCCGGAGUUCAAUCAAGACGAAGCCCUCCCCAAUAAGAAGUCGGCCGCCCUGCGCGCGGACACCGGAAUCCACGCCACGCUGAAGACCCUCAGCGGACAUCUGCAAACCCUCCGCAGUCCGGAUGGCAGCCAGCUGAACCCUGGGAAAACCUGCCGGGACAUCAAGCAGUGCUACCCCGAGAAGACGAGCGGCGACUACUGGAUUGAUCCAAAUCAAGGAAGCACGAAAGAUGCCAUCAAGGUCUUCUGCAAUAUGGACAAUGGUGAAACUUGCAUCUCCGCCAACCCGGCCAACAUUCCCCGCAAAGCCUGGUGGACCAAAUCCAGUCCCAAGGCCAACAAACCCAUCUGGUUUGAAGCAGACAUGAACGGCGGAAACAAAUUCCACUACGGAAACGGCGAGGAGCGGUCCAACGUGGUGGCGGUGCAGAUAAAGCUGUUGCAGCUUCUGUCCAAGGAGUCGCACCAGAACAUCACGUACCACUGCAGGAACAGCGUGGCCUACAAGGACGAGAGGAACGCCAACCUGAAGAAGGCUCUGGUGCUCCGGGGCGCCAACGGCCAGGAGCUGAGAGCCCAGGGGAACGCUCGCCUCCGGUACACCGUCAUCGAGGACGGCUGCACGAAAUCAAACGGCGAGUGGGGCUCGACGGUGAUCGAGUUCAGGACUCAAACUUCUGCCCGGCUGCCCGUCGUGGAUGUGGCCCCCAUGGACGUCGGUAAACCGGAUCAGGAGUUUGGCCUGGACAUCGGCCCUGUGUGCUUCUCAUAAGUAAACAAACACAAGAUGGACAGAAACGCCCCUUUUUUAGAGAAGCAGCGUCAUCACCAGUAAAUUAAAGUGUGUGGACUCGUCUUUCCGCGAGCGUGUACAAGUCGAUGGAGGUUGGGUUCUUCUACACGUGGCUGCGUUUCCCCAAAAAAAGCUGAUGAAGUACGGCGUGAUAUGCAGCGCGACCGGCAGGACGCUGACGUAAUUUAUUCACCUUGUCAAUAAAUGUAUCUAUGGGGAAAAGCAUGUGGAAUAGAGAAUAAAGUCUGAGGCGCUGACAUGAAACCUAAAAAGAGUUGAGAUGGAUUGUAAAGUUGCAUAAACUAGAGGAAAAUAAGGCAAUAAUAUAAAAGCUGAAAGAGAUGUAGCCUCAGAGCAGAUUACAUUAUUAUUAUUAUAAGCAAUCCAACCUUUUUACUUGGCUUUUUUCUCUCUAGUAAAUGCACGUCAUGGGGCCUGGAUAUGGCAAGAGUUAAAUAUAGCAAUGACUGUAUUUCUUCAUUUUAAUGCAAUAAAAACAUUUAAAGUCAUGCUUAAACCUAAAUUAUUAAGUUAUGUGCAGGAACAGAUUAACUCUUUCAACAGAAAACCUUUGCAUCUCCUUUUAAAAACCCCAACUGUAAAUGCAACAUAUGACUGUAAAUUGCAAAUUGUUUGUUGUUGGAAUAAAUGUGGAAUAAAUGUC
Pseudoliparis swirei is the source of this 5493-nucleotide messenger RNA. Its product is annotated as collagen alpha-2(V) chain-like. NCBI's taxonomy places the organism in Eukaryota, Metazoa, Chordata, Actinopteri, Perciformes, Liparidae. Gene Ontology annotation, molecular function: extracellular matrix structural constituent; protein binding. The record is from RefSeq and is a predicted model, not a curated record. The transcript is spliced from 55 exons. Bases 66 to 4808 code for a protein of 1580 amino acids.